Messenger RNA from Funneliformis caledonium, 411 nucleotides. The record is from the annotation of a GenBank genome assembly. NCBI's taxonomy places the organism in Eukaryota, Fungi, Glomeromycota, Glomeromycetes, Glomerales, Glomeraceae.
AUGAGUUAUCAGUUACGUUAUGAUAAAACUUCAGAGUCAUUCAUCCAAUUGGACUAUUAUUAUUCAAAAGGCACUGAAGCGUUUAUACGAACACCUAGGCUCGAUUUACAGGCAACUGGACCGGAAUUUAUUAGUUCUGCGAUGGACUUUUGGUACCAUCUAGCUUAUACGCUUUCUGAUUCUGAAAAAAGAUUAGAUAUCUACAGUGAAUGGGUCGGGUUCUAUUGUAUCCAAACGUUAAAACGGAAAGAUACUCUCAAUGACGGACCACUUUAUAUAGGACGCUCUUUCGACAACGGGUUUAAUGGUGAAAUUUGCAACGUACGCUAUUUCAAUUGGCGUUUAUGUGCCGAAGAAAUGAAGGAUGACUUUUUAUAUGAUAUUUUAGAAUUUUCGCUUCAUGAACAUUGA